Messenger RNA from Linum tenue, 966 nucleotides. Lineage: Eukaryota; Viridiplantae; Streptophyta; Magnoliopsida; Malpighiales; Linaceae. The record is from the annotation of a GenBank genome assembly.
AUGGACACCUCCGCGCCGCCGCAAGACGAGGUCGCCCACGACUACUCCCCCUUCCUCCGGAUCUACAAAACGGGCCGGGUCGAGCGGCUCAUGGGCACCGACGUCACCCCUGCGUCACUCGACGCCAAAACAAAGGUCCGAUCCAAGGACGUCGUCUUUUCCCCCGACCACAACCUCGUCUCCCGCCUCUACGUCCCCGACGGCGUCAAGCCCAAUCAGAAGCUGCCGGUGAUCGUCUACUACCACGGCGGCGGAUUUUGCAUCGAGACCCCCUUCACCCUCAAGUACCACGAAUACGUCAACACCCUAUCGGCCCAGGCCAACGCAAUCGCCGUCUCGGUCGACUACAGGCUGGCGCCAGAGCAUCCCCUGCCCGUCGGCUACGACGAUUCGUGGGCCGCGCUGCAGUGGAUCGCGUCCCACGCCGGCGGGAGCGGCCCCGAGGAGUGGCUGAACUCGCACGCCGAUUUCGGCCGCGUGAUCCUCGCAGGGGACAGCGCCGGGGCGAACAUCGCGCACCAGAUGGCGAUACGGAACAUUGAAGGCAAGGUGUUCGACGAAAUGUCGCUGGGGAUGGUGUUGAUCCACCCCUAUUUCUGGGGGAAGGACCCGAUUGGGGGAGAGCCGGUGGAGGCGGAGAGGAGGAAGACGGUGGACGGGAUCUGGUACUUCGCUUGCCCGAAGACGAGCGGGUGUGACGACCCGUGGAUCAACCCGGUGUUCGACCCGAACCUGGAGAAGCUCGGGUGUGGCAGGGUGCUGGUGGUUGUGGCGGAGCGGGAUAUACUCAAGGAGAGAGGGAAAGAGUACUACGAGGCGCUGAAGAAGAAGACCGGGUGGGGCGGGGAGAUUGUGUUUUGGGAAGUGAAGGACGAAGACCAUGUGUUCCAUUUGCAGAAGAGUACUUGUGACAAUGCGCUCUCCAUGAAUACCAAGAUUGUUGAGUUCAUCAAUGGCGGAAAGUAG